Molecule: messenger RNA, 750 nt
Organism: Ilex paraguariensis (yerba mate)
Lineage: Eukaryota; Viridiplantae; Streptophyta; Magnoliopsida; Aquifoliales; Aquifoliaceae
Source: the annotation of a GenBank genome assembly
AUUAGAACUUAUUGAUAAAGAAAUCAUUCUAUUUUUGCUCUAGAAGAGAUUUAAUCCCUUCUAAUUGCAGGUGUACAAUAUGUUUGGGGGAGUACCAAGAAAAAGAAGUACUGAGAAUCAUGCCCAAAUGCGGCCACAGUUUUCAUCUCUCUUGCAUUGAUGUAUGGUUAAGGAAACAGUCUACUUGUCCAGUUUGCCGUCUUCCAGUACAGGAUUCCUUUCAAACAAGACAUAUCCGGAGAGCAACGCUUAAUAUGGCCGAUUCUGUUGAUAGUCCCGAGAUUUCAAUUGAGUAUUCUCAGCAAUGGCUGCUACCAACUGCUGCACGCUCAGAAGGUAGUCAAAGUAACGAAAGGCCUGCUGAAUCUGUUUCGAUAAACCUGGAACCGACUCCUUCAGGCGAAGCACAAAUAAGAUCAUGAUUCAGAACUGGUUGCAGUCCAUUAUUCUUUCUCGGAAUUUGUCAAACCGGUCUGCUUUCAAUGGCUCUGGAUAAGAAAUGGGGGCUGGGUUUCCAGGCAUUGAAAUUGCCAGAUGAAGCAGGUGCUGCACACACCUUGUUUGCUGGGUAAUGAAUCUUAUUUGAUGAUUUGAAUCAUUACUGAUAGUUUUGAGUGUUGUGGAGAUUGAGGUUAUAUUGUGCUCUCUUCAUUUAAGCAUACACCAUUUAGUUUUGUACAUUAUAUAGUAAUUUAUGAAUGUUCCAACUAUAUAUUGUGAUUCUUCUGCAAAUUUUUACUUGAUUGCCUG